This is a messenger RNA of Pseudo-nitzschia multistriata, 1391 nucleotides long. The record is from the annotation of a GenBank genome assembly. Lineage: Eukaryota; Bacillariophyta; Bacillariophyceae; Bacillariales; Bacillariaceae.
GCUUAUUUACCGUAGGAUACAGUACAGAGUACAAUCGAUCGAUGAGUACGAAUAGUACGAGUACGAGUAAGUACUUCUACGACGACUUCAAAGCAGAAGCAUUUUGCAUUUUCUGUUUCGAAGUCCUUCUACAACUGUUCCGUGGCAGUCUUUCAUUUCUUUGUAGUGCAAGUAUAAGGAGCUCCAGCUGAUUUGCCAAGACAUUCCACCCAUCUAAUCUAAGUCGAAGCUCCCUCCAAAACCCGCUCUUGCUCCGAGCCACCGAUACCGGAGCGCAACAGCAACAACAACAGCAACAACAACAAACACCAUGGAAAACGAUCCCGGCUCCGCUUCGGCUUCCUACGGCGGCAUGCCCCACCCCACGGCGCGCGCCCUCGCCGAGGUGGGCGUGGUCACCGGGCUCUUUCUCCUCGCCAUUGGCUGCAUGGCCUGUGCCCUGCACCGCCGGCCGCGGAACGGUGGUGGCGACCGCUGCUGCCGGCGGAUCCUCCGGCGGGGGAGCUCGGCCUCCGGUCGCUUGUUCGGAGACGGCGGCGACAACGACGACGACGGCGAGUCGUACAUCGACGACGAGGAAACCGGCCGGGCCCCCUCCCCGCACGUCUUUGACACCCUCCACGAGCUGGUGUUUUUCCUGGGGAGGGCGGGGGACGGCGGCGGAGGUCGUCCUCCCCCCACCGGAAUCGUGGCGGGGAGCGGGGAAGCCGAAGGGAGAAGGGUGCCGGCCGGCCUCGACCGGAUCUUUCCGGACCUGCUGGAGGCCCCCGGCGGAGCCGGAGGGGGGGACCCGCAAGCACCGGGCGGUGCAGAAGGCGGCAACGGCCUUCGGGAGCCCCUGCUGUAGCAGCGACGCGGGAACCUCGUGGUUCGGUCCGAACCGCCGUACCCCUUUUUGGACGGGGAGCAAGCGGCCUUGGGCAUCGAGCGAUGCCUUGUGCCGGAGUGGACGAACAACGACAAUAGUGUGUGUAAAUAGUGUUUGGCGUCCUUGUGGUCGUGCGGUAGGGAAGGCAGAGCAUUGUUCUGGUCUUCGAGAAUCCAACGAGAAUGUGCUAGUAGUUAUUGGCCCCUGGUGGAUACGACAUGACGAAACCACCACCGCCAAGGCAGGUAUUGCACCAAAGAAACCUCUAGCAGGGGUAGCACCGGCUCCUGGUGGUUUGACAUGAAGAGCUAGUACUGGCUAAUAGUAGUAGUACUACUACUAGUAAUAUUUGCAUUAAAUUAUGGCUUGAUUGGUGGUGCUGAAAGAUUACCACACUGGUACUAGUAAUAGCAGUAAAUUUUGAACUACAACUGUCACACCCACCUUUAUUUGUAUCAUAAUAACAAUAGUAGUCUAAUAGGAGUAGCCUGCCCAUUGUAUGAAGUAAAACUAUGAUUUGCAC